GUCCCACACCACCUAUAUAUCCAGCCGCGCGCUGCUUCGCUCCGAUCCGAAGCAGACACGGCCGGCCGCAGGUCGAUCGCCUGAACCGACGCGACGCUCCGAUCGAUACGCCGCGAUCGGCGAUCCGACCACAUCAGUUGAUCCAUACCACCCAGGCACCCACCAACGAGCGGAUCGGAAUUGAAACCUACUCCGAUCGACCGAGACGUUUCGGCAAUGAAGCUCUUCAUGUGCUUCGGCGGUGCGGCGGCCGUGGCCGACGACGAGGCGGCGGCUCGCCGGGGGGACCAGAGAGGCCGCCGGAGCCUGUCGUUCCGGGGGAAGUUCUUGUCCGGUAACAAGGGCAGCAAGAAGAAGUCGCCGCCGGCCGAGUCCAAGAAGCGCGGGAUGUACGCGGACGACGUCGUCUACGGCGUGUUCGGUCCGUCCACGGCGUCGUCGGUGGCGUCCUCGGCGCUGCUGAGCUCCGCGGCGUCGAUGGACUCGGGCUACUCCUCCUCCUCCUCCUCCUCGUCCUCUCGCUCCUCGACCGCCUCGUCCUCGGCGUCCGUCUCGGGGGUGCUCUUCCCGCCGGCGGCGAAGCGGCAGCAGGCGAAGAAGGGGUCGUCCCCGGCGGCGGGCGCGGCGGCCGUGGUCCUGUGCCUGCUGAUGGUGGUGUUCUGCGGCCGGGUCGGGGCCACGCUGCUCACGUCCACAGCGCUCUACCUCUUCCCGCGGCGGUGGCCCGCGAGGACGGCGCAUGGGAAGGACGGCGUCGACUCCCUGGAGUCCGACGCCGAGGAGGAGACUACGGCGAGGAGGAAGGUGGUUAUGGAUCAGGGGUUCUUGAUGAGGAACCGCAAGAAGUGAUGAACUGAUGAUACCGUAGUUUCUUUUUUUUCACUUCCUUUUUGUUCGGAUGAGAAGGAAGAGUUUUGCACUAACUAAUUGUUUUUCUCCAAGAGUUUACUAUGUAAUUAAUCUGCGGACAUAAUGUAUAGCCAAACUUACACAAAGAUAGUUUGUAGCUUGUGAUAUUUGUGUAACAAAACCAAUGUUGAAAGGUAAAAAAAGAAGACUUGUGUUAA
Molecule: messenger RNA, 1067 nt
Organism: Panicum hallii
Lineage: Eukaryota; Viridiplantae; Streptophyta; Magnoliopsida; Poales; Poaceae
Exons: 1
Coding region: 217-849 (210 amino acids)
Source: RefSeq, a predicted model, not a curated record